AUGACGACGCGCAGUCUGCUUUCUGGUCCCAUCACCUUCACCGAUGCCAAGGCUCGAAGUGUCAAUAUUCUUCACGCUUUGCAAUAUCCAUCACAAAAAGAAGCCUUUUACAGGCGUAUAGAGGGCCACCGGGUGCUGCUCGCUGAGGUUGUCGCUCACCACCUCGGCAUCAAAACAGCCGACGUUGAUAUCUCCCCCCAGGAAUACUGGCGUCACGGAUCCUUCAAUCUCUGUGUACCUGUCGGUUUCCGUAUCGAUUACUCAGCCCAGCCACAUGUCCCAAAACAUGUUCUAAUCCGCUUUCCUUUGCCAUACCGCGUCGGCGAGGCUGAGAAACUUGGGAACUCUGAUGAGAAGUUGAAUUGCGAGGCCGCGACGUACGCAUGGCUACAAGAGAACUGCCCAUCCAUUCCUAUUCCACGACUGUACGGCUUUGGGCUAUCUACGAAUCAGAGGUUUACGCACCUUGAGUUCCUGCCUUGGUGGUCACGCUGCUUACAGCGUAUUCGACGAUUCGUACUUGCUGCUUUUCGCUUCCGACAGCCCUCAUCAUACGUCAGUCACUCCUCGAGUCAAUUUGCCGCCCUUGAUAUUGGGUACCUCAUCAUCGAAACGAUUACAGCGGACCGUGGGGAGAUGCUUUCGAACUCUUGGGACGACAACCAUACAUGCACUCGCCUUCGAGAGAACUUACAACGUAAUCUGGCCAGGAUAUUGCUCUCGCUGUCUAGCAUUAGCUUGCCGCGUAUCGGCUCAUUUCGCCUAGACAGCAAGGGCUAUCUACAUUUGGUCAAUCGGCCCCUGAGUGUGCAACACAUGAUGCAUGAGAACGAAGGAUACCCCCUUGACAUUCCACGCAACAAGACUUUUCUCAACGUCAAGGAGCUGGUGCUUUACUGUCUAACGGCUUUUGAUAAUCGGCUACUUAGUCAGCCAAAUUCGAUCACGAGUCGCCAUGAUGCACUCACGCAGAUGUCUAGUCUUACUGUUGCCAAGACCAUAUUCCCACAACUAUUUCGACGUGAACUUGCCAAUGGGCCAUUCGUGCUAACUUUGACCGAUCUUCACAAGAGUAACAUUUUCGUUAAUAAGGACUGGGAAAUUACCUGUAUCAUCGACCUCGAGUUUGCUUGCUCACUGCCAGUAGAGUUUCUCGAAUCACCGUCGUGCUGGCUGGAGGAUGGGCUGGUGCACGAGUCGGCGAUUGACGACUUUGCGCCCAAAUAUGCAGAAUUCAUUGAGCACCUACGACACGAAGAGCAGCUCCAGAACUGUCAAGAAAGCAAAAAGCGUCUCUCAUCUAUCAUGGAGCAAAUGUGGGAAAAUGGCACGUUUUGGUUUACGCUGGCUCUGAAAUGUCCGAUUGCCUUCAAUGAAAUCCUAUUCGACAGAAUCUUACCGAGCUACUUUGGUGUUGCGGUGGACGAGCUGAGAGAAGCCGACUACAGCCUCGCUGCCCUGACAUGGGGAUCCAAUAUCUCGGGCAUUAUCGACCGAAAACUACAAGAUCAAGAGGAGUACCAGAAGAAGCUUCAUCAAGCCUUCACCGAUUAA
Beauveria bassiana ARSEF 2860 is the source of this 1554-nucleotide messenger RNA. Its product is annotated as phosphotransferase family protein. Bases 1 to 1554 code for a protein of 517 amino acids. The transcript is spliced from 2 exons. Lineage: Eukaryota; Fungi; Ascomycota; Sordariomycetes; Hypocreales; Cordycipitaceae. The record is from RefSeq and is a predicted model, not a curated record.